This is a messenger RNA of Hemicordylus capensis (graceful crag lizard), 667 nucleotides long. RefSeq names its product ferritin heavy chain B-like. NCBI's taxonomy places the organism in Eukaryota, Metazoa, Chordata, Lepidosauria, Squamata, Cordylidae. Gene Ontology annotation, biological process: intracellular iron ion homeostasis; iron ion transport. The transcript has 4 exons. The record is from RefSeq and is a predicted model, not a curated record. Gene Ontology annotation, molecular function: ferrous iron binding; ferric iron binding. Bases 73 to 603 code for a protein of 176 amino acids. Gene Ontology annotation, cellular component: cytoplasm.
UGGUCACACAGUCUCUUCAUAGCUGUGUAGAGCUUUGUUUGGUGUUUGUGUUUAGUCUUGUAGGACAUAGAGAUGGCUUCUCUGGUGCGUCAGAACUUCAGUGCUGAGUGUGAGGCUGCGGUGAACCAAAUGGUGAACCUGGAGCUGCAUGCCAGCUAUGUCUACUUAUCUAUGUCCUACCACUUCGACCGUGAUGAUGUAGCCUUGAGCCACAUGGCCAAGUUCCUGAGGGAGCAGUCCCAGGAGGAGAAGGAGCAUGCCGAGAAGUUCCUCCAGUACCAGAACAAGCGAGGGGGUCGCAUUGUGCUCAAGGACAUCAAGAAGCCAGAGCAGGAUGGGUGGGGCAGCAGCCUGGACGCCCUGGAGAAGGCCCUGCAGCUGGAGAGGAAGGUGAACCAGGCCCUGCUGGAUCUGCACAAGCUGGCGACAGAGAAGGGAGACCCCCAUCUGUGUGACUUCCUGGAGUCAGAAUACCUGGAAGAGCAAGUGAAGGCCAUCAAGCGGCUGGGAGAUCACCUCACCAACCUGAGGCGCCUGGGAGUGCCCCAAAGUGGCAUGGGGGAGUACCUCUUUGACAGGCUCACCUUGGGGGAGAGCAGCUGAACACCCAUCACUGAAAUGAUGAAUUUGGAAAUAAAUAAACCAAAAUGCUAGCAUAAAAGCCUAA